UUUGAAAUGAACAGUCAAAGUAUGUCAAGACUUGAGACAUCAGAGACUUCAGAGACAUCAGAUGAUGAAACUUCAAGCAGAAGGGAUGACAGCUUCAUUAAUGAUCAAGGCAUAUUUAGUUAUGAUGAGGGAUCAUCUGACCAGACUGAGAAGUUAUCUGUUGAAGAUACGAUUGACUUAGUUGCAGGUCACGUGCACACUAAACCAUCGACAGCAAAAGUCAUACCUGAUGAGUUGGAUAUGGAAAAUGCAGUUGAUGAUGCUAUCGGUGGAGAAUUACAAGCAGUUUCUUCUUGUGAAUCUACUGAAGAUAGACAAAAAGACAGUGAUCUGCAGCAGUCUCCAAAGGCUUCUCAAACAUCAGAAGAUGCUGAUUGCUUGUCUCUGAGUCAGUGGUUUGCUGUGCUGCUGCUAAAGCUUCAAUUAAAGUACCAUGUUAGCAAUAUGGUGAUGAUUCUUUUUAUGAAAAUUAUUGUGGUCUUACUAGCAGUGGUAACUCAUCCUCUGCAACACCAUUUUCCUACAACAAUGCAGAAACUGCUUGCAUGUUCCCGGAUUAGCAAACAUCCUAAAUCGGCUGUCACUUAUGUUGUCUGUUCAGGGUGUUCACACUUGUAUAUCUUUGACGAUUGCAAAAUGGUAAAGCCACUAGAUUAUUGCGAGCAACACUGCCAGCAAAGAAUUCGUAGAAAAGUAUGCAAUGAGCCGCUUCUUUACAAAAAGAAUCUUAGCUUUGGCAAUUUCGAAUGGGUUCCUUUCAAGACAUUUUGCUAUUACCCUCCUUUGGAGCUUCUGAAAACUUUCUUUUUAAGAGACAGCAGUUUGUGGAUUUGCUAG
Messenger RNA from Corticium candelabrum, 837 nucleotides. RefSeq lists its product as uncharacterized. Lineage: Eukaryota; Metazoa; Porifera; Homoscleromorpha; Homosclerophorida; Plakinidae. The record is from RefSeq and is a predicted model, not a curated record. The transcript has a single exon. The coding region runs from base 7 to 837 and encodes 276 amino acids.